AUGGCGUUAGGUGAACGGAAGAUAGGCCAUUUCUUCCAGGAUCUACUCCUUGUCGCGGCUGCGCCCCUGUUGGCAUAUUACCUCGCCCGACAAAUCAUCUCACGACUUGAUCCUGAAGCCGGCGCGAAAAGCGAAGCCCGACAAAAAGCAGUCGCCGCAUCCUCACGAUUACAAAACAUUCUAUCAAAUCACGAGAAGGCCAACGAAGACGAGUAUGACGACGAUGAGGAUGAACAGCCAUCGAGGUACGAGGAGCGGAGAAAGAAGAAGGAAAUUGUCCUGUCAACAUACGAAGAAACAAUCGCAUCUGAGGUCGUAAGUCCUGACGAGAUACCGGUCACCUUUGACGACAUUGGCGGUCUGGACGAGAUCAUUGAAGAACUGAGGGAAGGCGUUAUUUAUCCCUUGACUAUGCCACACCUAUAUUCAAAGCACUCAAGCCUUCUGACCAGCCCUUCGGGCGUCCUACUCUACGGACCUCCUGGAUGCGGAAAGACCAUGCUCGCUAAAGCUCUCGCCCGAGAGUCUGGUGCCUGCUUCAUCAACCUCCACAUCUCUACACUCACAGAAAAAUGGUAUGGAGACAGCAACAAACUGGUCGCUGCCGUUUUUUCGCUGGCACGGAAACUUCAACCAACCAUUGUCUUUAUCGACGAGAUCGACGCCGUGUUGGGCCAGCGUCGAAGCGGUGAACACGAGGCAAGCGGUAUGGUGAAGGCUGAGUUCAUGACUCAUUGGGAUGGUCUAGCUUCCAGCACUGUGGACUCUGGCGCCCAACAGAUCUGCAUUCUUGGAGCUACGAAUCGGAUGCAAGACAUCGAUGAGGCUAUCUUGCGACGGAUGCCGAAAAAGUUCCCCGUCAACCUCCCGAACGCUGCUCAGCGGCGAUCGAUCUUCGAGCUCACUCUCCGUGACACCAAGAUUGAUCGUAGUGUGGCCAAGAACGGCAACCCAGCUUUUGACAUGGACGCGCUGGUUCGCGUAAGUGCCGGAAUGAGUGGAUCAGAUAUCAAGGAAGCUUGUCGUGAUGCUGCCAUGGUUCCUGUUCGAGAGUAUAUCAGAAUAGCCAAAGCAAGCGGCCGCAAAAUCCGUGGCGGAAUCAAUGGCGAUUCGGUCCGCGGACUGCAAACGGACGAUUUCUUUGGACGGAAGGGUGGUGUUGUCCAACUCCAGCGAGCAGAACCUGAAGAUGACACUCACAGCCAUGUUAGCGGCAGCACUGAGGAAGUCGACAACUUUGAUGAUGAGUAG
Messenger RNA from Dissoconium aciculare CBS 342.82, 1251 nucleotides. Its product is annotated as AAA-domain-containing protein. The record is from RefSeq and is a predicted model, not a curated record. The coding region runs from base 1 to 1251 and encodes 416 amino acids. Lineage: Eukaryota; Fungi; Ascomycota; Dothideomycetes; Mycosphaerellales; Dissoconiaceae. Gene Ontology annotation, cellular component: mitochondrial outer membrane. Gene Ontology annotation, molecular function: ATP hydrolysis activity; ATP binding. The transcript has 2 exons.